Messenger RNA from Trametes versicolor FP-101664 SS1, 510 nucleotides. RefSeq lists its product as uncharacterized. The annotation marks the transcript as partial. The transcript has 2 exons. Gene Ontology annotation, molecular function: protein binding. The record is from RefSeq and is a predicted model, not a curated record. Lineage: Eukaryota; Fungi; Basidiomycota; Agaricomycetes; Polyporales; Polyporaceae.
ACACGAGACGCAGACAUCUGGUUCUCAACGGGGAACCUCAUCAUUGUCGCGAGCGGCCAGGUCGCGUUCCGCGUCUACCGAGGCCUUCUUGCAAUCAAGUCGGAGGUAUUCCGUGGGCUCUUCGAGCUGCCGCCUCCACCCGGCGACCACGAGAAGAUGGACGAUUGCCCGGUCGUCCAGCUCUCAGACUCGCCCGAAGAUCUGAAGCCCCUUCUCCUGGUCAUUUACUGCCGAAAAAACUACUUCUACCGCAACGACGAGCCUAUCCCGGUGCCAUUCGACACCCUCGCAGCUCUGGUCCGCAUGACGCACAAGUAUGGGAUCCAUGAUCUCUACGAGACUGCGCUCGGGCGCCUUCGAGCCUACUACCCCUCCGACCUUCGCUCCUGGGAUGACAUCUGUCGCCGCCAACGCUACGUGACAGCCCAGCCCUCCGACGCCCUCGUGUUGCUCAAGCUUGCACAUCUGACGGAGACACAGUCCCUGCUCCCCACCGCCUACCUCAUCUGC